Aspergillus aculeatus ATCC 16872 is the source of this 1834-nucleotide messenger RNA. RefSeq names its product putative acid phosphatase. Gene Ontology annotation, biological process: phospholipid catabolic process. The record is from RefSeq and is a predicted model, not a curated record. The transcript has 3 exons. Gene Ontology annotation, molecular function: hydrolase activity, acting on ester bonds. Lineage: Eukaryota; Fungi; Ascomycota; Eurotiomycetes; Eurotiales; Aspergillaceae. Bases 475 to 1725 code for a protein of 416 amino acids.
CCCGCUCUCCCGCUGGCCAGUCAGCGCCGAGUGAAUCGCAACGUGCAUGAUGCCUACAUUACGCAUCCAUCUACUUUUCCCCUGCAGAACUGCCAGUCAUUCUCAACAUCCACGCAUAACCGGCUUUCUCCAGCUCCCCCGUCGGAGAUACAUACCUCGCUGCGCAACCAAGUGCAUGCAGGAGGGGCUGGAUGCCAUCGCUUAAAUCCAAAGGGCCAAUCGCUUGACUGCAAUUACACGGUUCACAAAGCUUCCUAUCGGCAGCGGAGAUGUAGACACAUGCCCCCCGUGGGCUCCAGGCUGUCGACCAUCUCGUCCGACAUCGCAGAACAUCGCAAAUCUGAAAACAGGAAACAUAUAUAAAGGCGCUCUAGAAUCGGAUGCUCUCAUGUCCUCUUUCCUUCUUUGUGCCUCAACCCGCAAGCCAUCUGGUUCUAAUCAUUCACUAGGCCUUCGUUUCAUCCACCGGGCAUCAUGUUCACCAAGCAAUCCGUCUUGACCCUCCUUGGAGGUCUGUCGCUUGCUCUCGCGCAGACCACCACUGAGGAAUACCCUUCCGCCGCGGAGAUUGCCGCAGCCAAGGCCUCGGUCCAGCCAUACUCACCAGUAUCCAACGUCAAGGGUCUCUCAUUCAACCGCUUCGUGAACAUUUGGUUGGAGAACACCGACUACGAUACUGCCGCCGGGAACACCCACCUGGCUAAGUUGGCCAAGAAGGGUCUUUUGCUUAGCAACUUCUGGGCUAUUACCCACCCCUCGGAGCCCAACUACUGUGCCUCGGCCGCCGGUGACACCUUUGGCAUGGACAACGAUGACUUCCAUCAAAUCCCCAGCAACGUGUCUACCAUCGCGGACUUGUUUGAUACCAAGAACAUCGCGUGGGGAGAGUACCAGGAGGGUCUUCCCUACCCUGGCUACCAGGGGUACCGCUACCCGGAGAGCGGUGCCAACGUGUACGUGCGGAAGCACAACCCUCUGGUUUUGUUCGAUUCCGUGACGGAAGAUUCCCUUCGUCUACGACAGAUCAAGAACUUCACUACCUUCUACGACGAUUUGAAGCACGAGCGUCUCCCUCAGUACAUGUUCAUCACCCCCAACAUGACCAAUGACGGCCACGACUCCAACAUUGAGACCUCCGGGGCCUGGACCUACGACUUCCUGACUAAGCUUCUCGAGAACGAGUACUUCACCAAGGACACUCUCGUUAUGCUGACCUUUGACGAGACCAGCACCUACGAGAUUGGCAACAAUGUCUACACCUUCUUGCUAGGUGGUGCCGUCCCGGAGAACCUCCGUGGUACCACCGAUGAUACCUUCUAUACCCACUAUUCCGUCAUUGCCUCAAUGUCCGCCAACUGGGGUCUCCCGUCCCUGGGUCGCUGGGACUGUGGUGCCAACCUUUUCAAGUGGGUGGCUGAGAAGACCGGCUAUGUCAACUAUGAAGUUGACACCACAAACCUCUACAUGAACGAAACCCACUCCGGUCCGCUCUCCGAUGAUGACUACAGCACCUACAAUGCCGGAUGGCCUGUUCCUCUCACCACGGGUACUUGCUCGGCCGGCCAUGGUAUCUUGUCUCAAGUCAAGAAGACCUGGAAAGACCUGACCGCUACCUUCAACUACACUGCUCCUUUCCCCUACGAUUCGCGGAGCAACAGCAACCUUGGUGUUUCUUACAGCCGCAAGCUGAAGAAUGGAAAGACCGAGUCUGGUGUUUCUCAGUGAUGUGUACAAAAUGGUUAUGUCAUUUAAUUUAUUGCUAGUUUAGAAAGGCCGUGAGCCGACGUGCAUAAUUUCCACCAUUCAUCUUUUCUUGGUGCCAUCCUACUUCUCC